AUGCCCCGCCGCUGUCACACUAAAUCCCGAAAAGGCUGCGUUCAAUGCAAAGAAAGACAUGUCAAGUGUGAUGAACAACGGCCAACAUGCAGUCUCUGCUUGAAACGGGAGCUGACAUGCACCUAUGUAACUCCUCCGCCCAGGCGCAAACCUGCUGUAGAUCAUCUCCCGGAAGACGAAAAAGCAACACCUGCAUCUGGCAGCACAUCAAGUCCUCCUCCGGUCUCGCGUCUGCCCAGACUCGAAGAAAUGCAACUCUUUCACCAUGCUUUCACGGUGACUAGUCUCAGUUUUGUCAAGGAUGAACUUGACCGCGAGUUUUGGCAGUCGGUGCUUCCUCGUAUUGCGACGGGUCAUGACUAUGUCAUGGAUGGGUCUUUGGCGGUUGCUGCGCUUCAUUUGGCAUCUUUAGAGCCGGAGCGUUCAGCGCAUUGGCUGGAGACUGCUUUGAUUUAUCAGAAUUCAGCGAUAACGGGGUUGAGUCGGCAUUUAGCGACUAGCAAGCAGAAUUAUGAGGCGUUGUUCAGUUGCUCUAUAUUCAAUCUGAUUUUUGUGACUGCAUAUCCGGGCAUUUACGGUGAUGGGAAUCCUGUGGACCCGUUGAGUGAGAUUUUGACGAUGCGAUCGUUUCUGAGCGGUACUGCAUUCCUUUUCUUGCAGAUAUAUCACGGCGAAGAGAGGACUUCUAUUGAUCCUUGGAUACGUCGGGAUAAGAACAGGCCGCCGGUAUCUAAAGAUAGUGAGGAUCCGAAAAUGGUUGAGCUACACAAGACAACCUUGGAGAAACUCCAUUCAUUACGCAUUACUAUCGAUGAACUUCAAGAUCCCCAUCAGGAAAUCUACCGAAGUACCCAUGACUUGCUCCUCAAAGCAAUUGAAGGCUGGCCUACCGAAGACAGCAUAUCGUGGCCGAUCGAGAUUGGUGAUCCAUACGUGGAUCUGGUAAAGCAAGGCGACUGGAUGGCUCGUAUCAUGCUCUUGUUUCAUGGGUUGGGCAUGCAUCUGAUGUCGAGGAAGUGGUUCGCAAGGGGUUCAGGACGACGGCUGGUCCUGGGUAUCCUGCAACCGCUUGAGGGGAAAGUUCCACCUGAAUGGCUAGACAUGACCCAGUGGAUCAGAGAAGCCGUGGAUAUCUGA
Messenger RNA from Penicillium subrubescens, 1137 nucleotides. RefSeq names its product Zn(II)2Cys6 transcription factor domain-containing protein. Gene Ontology annotation, biological process: regulation of transcription by RNA polymerase II. Lineage: Eukaryota; Fungi; Ascomycota; Eurotiomycetes; Eurotiales; Aspergillaceae. The record is from RefSeq and is a predicted model, not a curated record. Gene Ontology annotation, molecular function: zinc ion binding; DNA-binding transcription activator activity, RNA polymerase II-specific. The transcript is spliced from 4 exons. Bases 1 to 1137 code for a protein of 378 amino acids.